Messenger RNA from Plectropomus leopardus (leopard coralgrouper), 6659 nucleotides. It is a transcript of the gene spag17, whose product is annotated as sperm associated antigen 17. Gene Ontology annotation, biological process: epithelial cilium movement involved in extracellular fluid movement; axonemal central apparatus assembly. Gene Ontology annotation, cellular component: axonemal central apparatus. The record is from RefSeq and is a predicted model, not a curated record. Lineage: Eukaryota; Metazoa; Chordata; Actinopteri; Perciformes; Serranidae.
AGCUUUAAGAGGUUUUUACCCCAGAUAACUACAAAACUGCCUCAACAUUUGGUGUUCUUGUUUAUUUAGAUAAUUGUCACUGAGUGACAAUGCCGCCAAAAGCAGCUAAAAGGGGCUCAGCCAAAAAGUCGAGUGCUUCAGGAGCCGCAGCUGGCAACAAGAACUGGGAGGCUGGUCUCAUAAGGGCACAGUUUGAAGAGGAGUCAUGGCAAGCCUGUGUGUCUAUGGUGGUUGGGAAAAAUUCAGAGGAUGAGGAACUGACACAGGCCUUAUCCUUGGCCGUACAGAAACCACUACGUAGACUUUUCAGCUUGUUGACCUGGGACAGCACUCUUGCCAAGAUCCAUGAACUGGGGAAUCCCAAAGCAAAGAGACCUGAAGAUGCUCCCCCAUUCUAUGAGGUUGCAGAGCCUGCUAAGGCUCUGCUGGAUGCAGGAGAAGAGAUUCCUUGUGACCUGAUGGCAAAAAUGCUGAAGUUCCAGCUGCUACAGAUUAAAGCCAAUGAUCAGCAGAGGAGGGCAGCUGAGCAGGCUGAAGAGGAGAAGGCAAAGACUGGUCCUUACUCUGCUGGCAAGGACAAAGCAGGGGCCAAAGUCUCAGACAAAAAAGGAAAGAGUUCACACUCACCUGUGACACCUUCCAAGGAAAAGACCAAGCUCAAACGCAGGGAUGAUGUUGAGCCACCAAAGUUCAUAGAUGACGAACCACAGGAUGGCCCUCAACACUACAUCCUGCUGCUGGGCUUCUAUCAGCCCCACCUGGUUGGGGCGCUCGAUACUAUUGGCGUACAUGUAGUCAAUGUCAUUAAAUUGUGCUCAGAGCAGACACAAACUUCUGACAGACAGCAGCAACAACCAUCAUGUGAGGGCAAUGAGCAUAGCCUGAGAGCCACUCCAGUUUUGGAUGCAGAGUUUCAUGGUUAUGUAGAGGUAGCUGCGCAGGCCAGGAAGAUGGAGUUAUUUUGGUCAGGUCUGAGACCAGUUUUGGACAGUGGGCCACCAGAGUCCAAGCUCCAUGAUGUUGUUCAGCUCAGCUCCACUGUCCCAGAUCUGCAGCCUCCUUUUCACACAAAUGACCCUGAGGCUGAGCUGGAGAUGGGAAGCAGAAUCUUUGAGGUUGUGGCCAGUCUCAUCUACGACUGUCUGGACUGGCGCAGGCAACAUCAGCUCUAUCUAGACAACAUCAAACUCAUCAGUGUACCCACUGUCAUUGGGUUGGAUCCACAUCCUGCAGAGACUGAGCCGCCCCCGCCCCCCUUGACCCCACGCUCCAAGAAGAAAUCGGUGCGGGACGAAAACCCACCAGACCAAGACAUCGUGCAGCCUCCUCUCUCCACAGAUGUCGACAUGCGUUACUACAGCACCCUACUUGACCUGGUUCCCCCUGAAGCCUGCUCUGUGCCUUUAAUCAUGCACUGUAUGCUGGAACAGGUUGUAAUUUCAAUGGAGCAGUCUGUGUCCAACCCGUCCCCUGCAACAGAAGAGCCCAAACCUCAUGUUGGUCCUGGGUUAGACUUUGAGCUGGUGAGCCUCAUGCUCCAAAGCUUCCUGCCUGUGGUGCACACAAAAGAGGACAGAAGCCACAUGUUGAAUAGCUUGCUGACUACAGUACACACUGAAGAAGACAAGAAGCGACUUGUGGAGAAGUUUGGAGCAGAGGAGACGCAGAAGAAGUUUAAGCACCCUUUAGUUAUCCGACACCAUGAUGAGAGGGCACUGCGCUUGAGGGAUACUAGUGUGGUUCAGGGUUUUGACCCAACAGAAGUAGAGUUGUCCAUGAUGAGGCUGUCUCCAGUGUGGGAGCUGAUCAACUAUGUGGCUCAGCAGAGAGACAGCAAGUCCAGUUGGAUGGCAAUCAAACAGCAGCUACAGCACUACUGCACGGAUGAUGUUGUGUCAUGGCUGGAGUUGGAGCGUCUCAUUCAUCAGAGUGUUUUUGAGAGUAUGCCACUGACCAGGCUGGACCAAAAGGGUGUACUACUGAAUUCUUCUGGACCACUGGGAACCCUGAAACCCUCCCAGCAAACGCAACAGACACCCACAAUUAUCCCUUGGGACAACCCGCUAUUCUUUGCUAAAGUGCAGCUUAAUAACCUACGGACUAAAGGUCCCACUGAGGAUCCUGGUAACACAGAGCAGAUCAGUGGGAGAGUGUGUAGCCAGCUGGAUUUAUCUGAUCUUCAGAAAUGUAGGCUGAGAUCUCUGUUUGACUGGCACUAUACUGAACACCACAGUGCCUCUGUCUUCCCACAGGUACUCCAGUUAGCCUCUGAAGAAUACCGCUGCAUGGACACCUUCAGAGGAAGUCAUAACAACAUCCUGUACAUUUUUUGUCAUAAUCCAAUGAGCCCUGAUCGUCAUUGCAGGGAGUUCUGGGAUGUAGCCAUUCACACUGAUGUGAAGUUCAGGAAGUACCUGGAGCAUGUUGCAGAUAGCAUUUCGGAUUGGACAAAAGAGGAAGAAUUAAAGAGAGAAGAAAGGCAACUCAGAAAUCUCAGCCCUGCUGAGUCUCCAAAAGGUGAAAAGGCUACAGAUUCUGCAGAGGAGGAGGACACUAUGGAGCCAGUGAUCAGAAAAGGGUCUCUUAAAGCCUGGAAGUUGGAGCAGGAGCAACUAAAGGAGGACGAGAUGGCUAAAAAAUCAAAGAAGGAGAAUGCACCAAAAGGCAAGCAGCAAAAGGAGGAGGCUAAGUCGACAGACAACAGAAAAAGUAAAACUUUGUCUAGUGGCAAGAAGAGCAGACGAGAGACAGCAGGCAGCACGGCCCAGACUCCCACAGAGUCCGUCACUACCACAGCUCCACCUGUGGAGGAAAACAAAGACCUGCAUCUGACAGAGGAGCCCUUUAAUGGCUUCACAGGCUACAGCAUGGAUGGAAAGUUGAUCUGUGUGUCAGGUCGUCGCCAGGACCUUUUCCCUUCAGAUGGAGGACACAUCACUGUGGAGAAUAUCAGCUUUGUUGAAGGUUCCAGCCUCAUGAAGGUGGCUGUGAAGAAGGAUGGGCAUCAUUUCUACACACACAUCAACCACAUUGUUGUAUAUCCAGUAAAACCUCCCCCUCAGCCCCAAGACAAAGAAAACAGUGGCAGAAAGGAAGAUUUCAAAGUGUCAGAGCCUGUGGAGAUGAAGCAGGGCUCCCUCUCAGCAGUGUUAGACAAUGGACUCUAUCUCUCAUACAGCUUCUAUGGUUCCACGGGAGAAUACAGAGCAGGUCCCCAGGUAACAGAAGGAGGGGCCCCAGAAACCUCCACAAUUGCCCCCAUCCCUCUCUCAUCCUCCACUCACCACUCCAAGGGGACAGACCUGAAUUCAGUUGCCUCCCAGUCCAAGUCUAAGGUGUGCGAAGGCCAGUCAUCAUUGCCAUUAAGUCCAUUCAACAGUCUGAACCUGUCUGUUCCUAAUGGCCUGCUGCUACAAUUUCUGCGAGAGGAUACACAAGGAGUGUCCUCUGAAGAGCAGGGCAUGUUGGUGAAACAGAGCUUUCCUCUUCAUGGUAGAGGAGUUGCAGGGCAGCUUCAGGACCCUUCCCUCUCCAAAGAACUGUCUCGCAACAUCACCAGCCAGGGAGCUGUGAUCCGAUACAUGAGAGACGGGUCCACAGAGGUUCUGUUUGCAGAUGGCGCGGUCAGCUUCAGCCAGGAUUCUGGUCCGGUCUGGGUUCCUGACUCUGAGGUUAAGAGGGAAAACACCUCUCAAGAAACUGAGGACAACAAGAAAGAGCAGAGCUCAGAGAACGCUGAUUAUCAGAGAGGGUGCUGGUUAACUACAACUCCAUCUGGAGCUCGCAUCCACACUGUGGGGACUACACAUAAACACAUACCCACCACGCCUCUCCUCGCCUUCAAGGCUACAGACCCCAUCACCCAUGAGGUAAUGCUUAGUAGAGAGGAUUUGGUGGUUUCUGUCCAGCAUCCAGACAGGUCUCUGAGUGUAGAGCAUGCAGAUGGAACCAGAAUCACCAGUCUCUACCAAGACAGACCCCAAAGCACACCGGAGCACAUCCUACUGCAAACAGGGGAGCAGCCUGAGAGUGUGACCCUAUCAACUUCUGAAUGUGCAUGUGUCUGCACUGAGUGUGUGUGUGUCACUCGCUGUGCGGACAGCAUUAAUGAGAACAUGCACAUCCAGGAUACUUCUGGCAAUGGAGAAGAGAUUAGCGGCGACAGAGCAUGUGAUAAGGAGGGUGCUGCACGUGCCUGUAUACAGUUAAAUGAGUGUGGGCAUGUAUGCGAUGAAAGGGAAAGUAAUGUGUAUAAGAAUGGCGAGGAUAUCGUGUUUGCAGAAGAUACUGUGGCUGAAAUCAGUAAAAGGAGUGCAUGUGACAAUGAUCAGGGGAGUGUAUCUUCUAAGGAGCGGGUGGUGUUGGUGGAGAGGGAAGGCUGCGCCACAGUGGUGAUGUACCCAGAGCGACACACAGCUCACGUCAUUUUAGCAGAUGGAACUGUCGUCACUGGGAACAACCAAGGAGCCUAUCAGGUAUUCCCAUCCAGUGUUGGGCUCUUGCAGAUCCAAAGUGAUGGAAAGUGUAUAUAUUCGUCCGACCCACUUAUGAUGUCCAACCCAAAGGGUGGGACUCCCACAAACCAAUCAGGAAGUUACGCCAUGAGUCACACAGACAAAGUGGCCUGUGAUGUUACAGACCCCGAUGGGAACCAUUUCCAGGUGAUGGAAGAUGGACAGGUAUCAGUGUUGAACUGUAGCCCUGCUCCAAGCACAUUUAAACAGGAUGAAGAGGAGCCAGAGGAGGAGGAAGAUAGAGAAAUGGCAGGGGUCAAUGUAAUACACAGAGAACAUUGUCCCAGGUUGUUUCUGGUGCAUGAGGAUGGCUCUGGCACUGAACUGCUGAGCUCUCAAACCGUAGAGGAGAUGCUCUACCAGGCAUACUCUGACCCUACCAUAGCACUGCUGAAGGAACCGCUGCCAGACACACAAGAUGAGUUUGGCAUCACCAUCCUAAAGCCCGGCCACCGGAGUGUGUGGUCCCAGUGGUUGCUCGGGAAACAGAACCCUGACAUCACCCCUCCAAACCUCAGAAAUCGCAGCUGGCAUGACUUUCCCAGAACAGAGAAGAAGAGUCCAGGUCCUCCAUUUGGAACUGACAUGGGAAAAGGUUUGACUUUGAGAGAGAGGUCUGUUUUUUCCGCAGCACAGCGUGAACCUGUAAGGAGCUGCCCUAAAGUCCUGGAGAUGAGGGAACUGUAUCAGCACCGACCAUUCACUUCACCACUCAGAAACACAGUAGACACACGACUGAAGGAAUACAUCGAGAGUUUGAUGGAGAGGGAACAGCGAUCAGAGGAGAUGAAAAUCAAAGACCCUCGACCUGAGGAGGAGAGUGUUCAUGCAAGUGAUCUGCUCAAUCUAGUCCUGUCUUUUGCAGAAGAAGAGGGUGCAGGUAACACCUUUGACAAGAGGACUUCAGUAGACAUCGCCAAUUUGUACAGCCAAGGAGUCGGAGACCCAAAUGAGCAGUCAGAUGAUUCAGAAGACACAGCCACAGUAGCUAGUGACAGUUUUACUCAUGGAAAGGAAUCAAAAUGGACUGAAAGACUUGCACAGUACCGACGGGAGCUGUGUGAAGAGCACACUUACAGAGAGGCUCUGAGGAAGAAAAACAUUGUUCCUUUUUUUCACCCAGAAAAUAUUGAGUUAUACCAGAAGGACCAAGCACCAGACAUGAGGAGUCUGUCCAUGGAUCUCCCUCCGAUCCCCAAGUCAGACAGUGGUGAGGCUGUCCUGGAAGAUGCCCCGCAAGAGAGCACCCCACGGCCCUUAAACCCAACACCCUCUCAGUCUGCAAGUCAUGCAGGAGGAAGUGGCAGGAUGCUUGAAAAAAGACCCACCAACCCCACGCCUCAGACUGCUGGUGAAAGCAGUCUGAGGGGUUCAACUGGGCGAUGUCAGUCAGUCCAGGUGGAUGUGACUGGAAAGCCCAGGAGGACUAAUGUCAGACUACCAAACUCUAUCCUCAGCUCUAAACCCCGCAGUGUACCAAAUCAACAGUUCCUGUCAGUGGAAGAGCCGGUGAGGAGAAGGUGUCGAACUAUUUCUCUGACCGAUCCUAAUGUCAUCAUGAGGGGAUUCCAGCUGCUCCCGCCCAGUGUUGACUUUGGCACACUGCAGGAGGGCACCUCCUCGACCAUUACUGUGGUGAUGAAGAAUGUGGGUGUUGACACCUGCAGGUUCCAUGUGAAACAGCCUCCUUUUGCUUCAGGCCUCCGGGUCAUCUAUAAUCCUGGACCUGUGGCUGCAGGUUUGCAUGUUGAACUGCAGGUUCAGCUGUUUGCCAUGCGUGCAGUCCAAGCAGGAGAGGCAGAUGCAAAGAAGAGUAUCUCCCAAGAUAUCAUCAUCAACACUGAGACAGACAUCCUCUACCUGCCUGUCACCGCCACCAUCCUUUCUGAGAGCUUAUAUGACAUUUGGCUCAAGGAUCAUGCCAGUACACACCGUAAGAAAGGCUCCAGGGUACAUCAACUGUCUUCCAGCCUACCAGUUGGACGGGUGGCCAUGCAGCCCCACAGACGAUCCGGUACCCUCCUGACCUGUCCUUCAGCAAACACUGGACACCUUCAUCGAACCGCUCCUCUUUGAGGAAUUCACAUCAUCAAUCUCCCAUCAGGUUUUACGUCAUUCAAGUCAUAUUCAGCUUUUUUUUCAUUA